Messenger RNA from Closterium sp. Naga37s-1, 1429 nucleotides. Lineage: Eukaryota; Viridiplantae; Streptophyta; Zygnematophyceae; Desmidiales; Closteriaceae. The record is from the annotation of a GenBank genome assembly.
AGACCGAGCAGCGUUGCAGCAGGCGCAACGUCAUGCUUGGGUGCAGGAGCAGCGUCAUGCUAUGCUGCAGGCGCAAUAUGAAGCUUGGAUGGCCUCCUCAGCUCGCUAUCCGGCUGCUGAGGAGGAGGACGACGCGUGGAUCGUUUCUUCUGAGGACCAGGAAGUGCCACAAGCUGAAGCCGAGGUUGCAGAGGAGGUUUACUCACUGUUUAUGGCUGCAGAGGGCGAUGGCUCUGAGAACGAUUCGGGUCUGAGCAGCACCUGCAGCAAUGACGUUGAUUUCUUCGGUUCUGACACCUCUAGCACGAGCAGCGGCUUCAGUGACAGCAGCAGCAGCGGCCAGAGCUCCCAGGAGGAGCCUUUCACUGCCAUUGCUGUCAACAUCCCCUGCCUUGGUGACUGCAAGCUCAACGGCUAUAACAUUUACAACAAGCAGUACAGUGACAGUGCGUUGCUGCUAGACCUGGUGCUUCUGCUGAUUGCAUUUACAGUGAGUAAGAACGUGGUUGCUGCUGUGCAUCUCGCAUCACGGAUGGGGCUGCUAGGUGCAGACCAGAACGUGGUCAGGGGAACGCCUGCAGCCAGUUGGAGAAUGCUCCCUAUUCAGCGUCCCAAGCCUGGCAGCGCGCGACCAGCAGCGGUAGCGGUUGUGGAGAAAAUGGCGUUGACUGCUUCUGGUGGAGCCCUCAAGCCGCUCCAGGACGGGUCACCAGGGAGCACAAGGCAGCUGUAUCUGAGUGCAAGUGUGCUGUGUGGAUCGAGGACAAUGGUUGCUCCUUCCGGUGGGGGUUUGAAGGAAGCGGCAGUAGCACCACAGAAGAAGAGGCGGCUGGAGUGGGUAGUAGGUGGGAUGUGUGGAUCAAGGGAAGUGUCUUUGAAAGUAUUAAGUGCUGGUCCUGGUGGGAGUAUUAUGGAAGGGUCAGCAGCUCAACAGAGUAUGAGGCAGGAUGGUCAGGUUGGAGGUGCAAGGGAAGUGGUGUCCAGAGCAUUGGUUGCUAUUCCUGGUGGGUCAGCUGCUCUACAGAGCACGAGGCAGCAGCGGGGAAGACUUGGGGUUGCAACACCUGGAGUGAGGGAAGCAGCUUCACGAGUGUUGGCUGCUCUUUCUGGUGGAUCUCUCAGGGAAGGCCCAGCAUCAUCAGCACUGAGAAAGAGGCAGCAUCAGGGAAGAGUUGCAGGGGUGGGAUAUGGAGUGAGGGAAGCAGCUUCACGAGUGUUGGCUGCUCUUUCUGGUGGAUCCCUCAGGGAAGGCCCAGCAUCAUCAGCACUGAGAAAGAGGCAGCUGGAAAAAGUCACAGGCAGGAGAUUCGGAGCUUGGAAGGAUGCUGUAAGGAUGACAUGGGUAGCGGCAGGCAGGCGAUUUGGAGGUUGGAAGGAUUCUUUAAUGAUGUCAUGGGUAGCGGCAAUAAGGCCUCUAUGGAGGCCCUAA